This is a messenger RNA of Hyaloscypha bicolor E, 888 nucleotides long. RefSeq lists its product as uncharacterized. Gene Ontology annotation, biological process: mycotoxin biosynthetic process. The record is from RefSeq and is a predicted model, not a curated record. Lineage: Eukaryota; Fungi; Ascomycota; Leotiomycetes; Helotiales; Hyaloscyphaceae. The transcript is spliced from 2 exons. Bases 1 to 888 code for a protein of 295 amino acids.
AUGAGGGAGUCUAGAAGGCCGUGGCCGUCAAUGGGCUGCUUUGUGAUUCUCAAUAUUCUGCUUUUGUUAAUAUCGAGUACGAUGUUCAUCAUGUCUUUACGGCCCCCUUCUCUGCGAUACACCGACAAAAUCACCGCUCAGUCGAGGAAUCACCUUCUCAAACAGAUGUCAAUACCUUCACCCAUACUCGACGAAACCGACAUCCGCAUCUCCCCAAAACGCAUGGACGCCACCCUCCUCCAACGCAACCCGCCCGUAAUCUACCGCGAGCCCCCCUCCGACGCCGUCGACAUGGCCUGGCAGGCGCUCGUCGACACGCGCCCUGUCCCCCUCUCCCGCUCCCAAGUAGAAGCAAUCGGCAAAGACCCUUCUCGUAGCGUCCAAAUCCCGCCAUCAUGGGGCCACGGCAACGAGUCCUACUUCGGACGCAUCGACGUAUUCCACCAAAUCCAUUGUCUGGACGCUCUACGGCGAGAGGCGCAUUUCGAAUACUACUACGGAGAAUCGUACCCCAAUGUCUGGAACGAUACUACUGAAUUCCAUAGGUUGCAUUUGAGUCAUUGUGUGUAUCUGCUGCUGCAGAAUAUCAUGUGCAAUGCGAAUACGGAUGUUUAUACGCAUAUCUGGACUGACACCCUCGUGCACCCUUUUCCGGAUUUCAAUAUCAAUCAUCAGUGUAAGGAUUUUAGCGCGGUUAUGGAGUGGCAGGAGAAGAAUGGGUUAGAUGAGGAGAGUUUCGUGGCGUUGAAGAGGCCGGAGGGGUAUCCGUACAUGAAGAUGAGUAGGAAGUUUAAGGAGGUCAAUGGGUGGGAGUUUGAGAGUGAGGAGGAAAAGGAGGAGUUGGAGGAGCUGCUUGAGAAUGCGGAUCCGGAUGGGGAGAUUGCUUAG